Messenger RNA from Tribolium madens (black flour beetle), 1284 nucleotides. RefSeq names its product prostaglandin E synthase 2 (gene Su(P)). The record is from RefSeq and is a predicted model, not a curated record. The transcript has 3 exons. Gene Ontology annotation, molecular function: prostaglandin-E synthase activity. Bases 73 to 1233 code for a protein of 386 amino acids. NCBI's taxonomy places the organism in Eukaryota, Metazoa, Arthropoda, Insecta, Coleoptera, Tenebrionidae. Gene Ontology annotation, cellular component: mitochondrion.
UUUGACAACUUUGACAUUUCAAUCACAAUUUCACCCGUGAAAAAACAAGGUUAGGGUGCACUUCACGAAAAAAUGUCUUUAUUUUCACACGGGUUGAGAAGACACGGCCGUGAUUUUCUUAGAUUGGGUCAGAGUGGUUUGAAUUUUGUUGGUGUUUGGGGUGGUGGUGUGACAUUUCGUAAUUACACGACACGAAGGAGUUUGAAAGGGGUGUUCAAAUUGGGGCUUGCCGGGGUCACUGUCGGGGCUCUAGUGGGGACUGGGUAUUCCAUUCAUAAGAUGAACCAACCUCGGGGGCACAUAAUCAACGAGGAGACCGCAAUACCGGUCCUGGGAGAGUUACCAAAAGUGGCCCCAAGUCGCCAGGUGCGGUUUCCUCAAGACCGGUCCGGCCUUAAACUAACACUGUAUCAAUACCAAACUUGUCCGUUUUGUUGCAAAGUUCGAGCUUUUUUGGACUAUUAUGGUAUUUCGUAUGAUGUAGUUGAAGUAGACCCGGUUUUGCGCCAAUCAAUCAAGUGGUCACCGUACAAAAAAGUCCCCAUUUUAGUAGCCGAAUUGCCUCAGGGCUACCAACCUUUAAACGACAGUUCCAUGAUCAUUUCUGCCCUAUCAACAUACAUAAAAGACAGGAAGGGUUUACGCGAGACCGUCAAAUGUUACCCCCAUAUCACUUACGUGGACGAGGACGGUAGCAAGAAAAGUGAAAUUAUGAACAAGUACUUUCUAGUAUUAGGAGAGAAUAAAAUUUCAAAGGAAAUUAAUGAAGAGCGACAAUGGCGGAAGUGGGUAGACGAAGUCUUCGUCCACGUCCUCUCCCCCAACGUUUACAGGACUCGAGAAGAGGCCUUCGAAGCCUUCAACUGGUUCUCAGAAGUGGGCGAAUGGGAGAAAAACUUCCCCUCAUGGGAACGCAAUCUUAUCAUUGUCGUGGGGGCCUCCGCCAUGUAUUUAAUCGGUAAAAGACUGAAGAAAAAAUAUAGUUUGAAAAACGACGUCCGGGAAAGUUUUUACGACAAUUGCAACUUUUGGAUGAAGUCAAUUCACGCAAAAGGGACGAAAUUCAUGGGGGGCGAAAGACCAAACUUGGCCGAUUUGGCCGUUUAUGGGGUUUUGUGCAGUAUUGAAGGGUGUCAGGCGUUCAAGGACAUUCUAAAACAUACGAAAAUCGCCGAUUGGUACUAUCCAAUGAAGGACGCGGUUAAUAGCCACGAGGGGGCCCAAUUUGUUUAAUUCUAAUUUAUUGUAGAGAAUUGGUUUUUAAAUAAAAUUGUUUUAUUGAGA